CACCAGGCGGAUCGCCUCGCUCUGGGGCGGUCGCCGGCCCGGCCGUGUUGUCACCAGGCCCAGGGAUGCAGCCCGGCAGCGCAGACCGCCAGUGCUCUACCCCCUAAUGGCUGCCCGGGAGCGGGGGCCCCUCCGCCGGUCCUCCUCGGCAGGGCGCGUCCUCCAGCGAAGGUGACCGGAGGAAGGCGCCCCUCCCGCUCCCGGGAACGCCCGCGCCUGGAACGCCACUGCGAUGGACUCGCAGUCUCGGCCUGAAGGUUUGACUUAAUGCUUCUGGCCUGAGAUCCAGGAUGGUUUGUUCUUGGGACCAGACAUGACCAAAAGUUGACAUCAUGACCACGUCAACCUCUCCAGCUGCCAUGCUUCUCCGGAGGCUUCGGCGACUCUCCUGGGGCAGCACAGCUGUGCAGCUCUUCAUUCUAACUGUGGUGACAUUUGGCUUAUUGGCCCCUCUGGCCUGCCACCGGCUCCUCCACUCAUACUUCUACCUGCGCCAUUGGCAUCUAAACCAGAUGAGUCAGGAUUUCCUGCAGCAGAGCCUGAAGGAGGGGGAGGCUGCCCUUCACUACUUUGAAGAGCUGCCCUCUGCCAAUGGGUCUGUACCCAUCGUCUGGCAGGCCACUCCCCGCCCCUGGCUGGUGAUCACAAUAAUCACCGUGGAUAGGCAGCCUGGCUUCCAUUACGUGUUACAGGUAGUUUCCCAGUUCCAUCGGCUUCUGCAGCAGUGUGGCCCCCAGUGUGAGGGGCACCAGCUCUUCCUGUGCAAUGUGGAGCGGAGUGUGAGCCAUUUUGAUGCUAAGCUGCUCUCUAAGUAUGUCCCUGUGGCCAACCGCUACGAGGGCACCGAAGAUGAUUACGGUGAUGACCCUUCAACUAACUCCUUUGAGAAAGAGAAACAAGACUAUGUUUAUUGCCUGGAGUCCUCGCUGCAGACCUACAAUCCAGACUAUGUCCUGAUGGUGGAGGAUGAUGCUAUUCCAGAAGAACAGAUCUUCCCAGUAUUGGAGCACCUAUUGCGUGCUCGCUUCUCUGAGCCACACCUCCAGGAUGCCCUGUAUCUAAAGCUCUAUCACCCAGAGAGGCUUCAGCACUACAUCAACCCAGAGCCCAUGCGGAUCCUGGAAUGGGUUGGUGUGGGCAUGCUGCUGGGGCCUGUGCUAACCUGGAUAUACAUGAGGUUUGCCUGCCGUCCGGGCUUCAGCUGGCCUGUCAUGCUCUUCUUCUGUCUGUACAGCAUGGGGCUGGUGGAACUGGUGGGCCGACACUAUUUCCUGGAACUGCGGCGCCUGAGUCCCUCCUUGUACAGUGUGGUUCCUGCCUCUCAGUGCUGCACCCCGGCUAUGCUCUUCCCUGCCCCUGCUGCCCGCAGGACCCUCACCUACCUGUCCCAGGUGUACUGCCACAAGGGCUUUGGCAAAGACAUGGCACUGUACUCUCUGCUGAGAGCUAAGGGGGAGCGGGCCUAUGUGGUGGAGCCCAACCUUGUGAAACACAUUGGGCUCUUCUCCAGCCUACGGUACAAUUUUCAUCCCAGCCUACUCUAGGAGCGCCAAGAAAUGCACUUCUGCCACUAGCUGUUUCCGGGAGAGGCACACACUGAACUCUUUAUUUAGACACGGUUGCUUGUAGGUAUUUCAUUGUUCAUUGUUGCCAAGUGUAAAGGCACUGGGACAGGGUAGAAAGGCAACCAAGUGAAAAGCCCUGACUGGUAAUCCCCCAGCAGAAGCAGCAGUUUGUCAGAGUCUGGAUCUCUGUCCCUCUCCACAGCCAGACUGCCUCCUGCGGUCUGUCCUGCUCGCUGAGUAUGAAUGCCAGUGAUAGUUAUCUUCUCUGUGUCUGCAAGGUCUGCCUCGUGACAGAGCCCGUGACUGCCAAAACUCUUGUGCACUGUGGUAUAAGACUUAAGCUAGGAUUUUAAGGGUAGGUUAUGGUGAACAGUCAGAUACUUUUGAACGAAUUCCUUUCUCACGGUAUAAGAAUGGAUGUGUGCUUAGAAUAUAUGCCCAAAGAAGGCAGGACCAUGUUGCCAUAUUCUAUUUGUUUUCCUUGACCUGGUGUAAUAAAAGUGUCAAAGUCG
Molecule: messenger RNA, 2077 nt
Organism: Mastomys coucha (southern multimammate mouse)
Lineage: Eukaryota; Metazoa; Chordata; Mammalia; Rodentia; Muridae
Gene: Pgap4
Product: post-GPI attachment to proteins GalNAc transferase 4
Exons: 2
Coding region: 333-1544 (403 amino acids)
Biological process (GO): GPI anchor biosynthetic process
Cellular component (GO): Golgi membrane
Molecular function (GO): glycosyltransferase activity
Source: RefSeq, a predicted model, not a curated record